AUGAAGGAGCGGCCGUAUCGCGGCGGUGGGGCGUCGACGUCGUCGGGGUCGAGGUCGAGGAGAGCGCGCGCGACGAAGGCCUCGACCGCGGACGUGGACGCGUACAACAAGAGCGACGAGGAGGAAUCGACGCCGGCGGCGCGUCCGCCGGUGGAUAGGGAGACGGCGGCGCGACGGGCGAGGCGUGAGUUGCGAAAACAAGCCCGAGCGGCGGCGGUGGUGCAAGAGAAACCGAGACGGGACGAGGAAGACGACGACCAGAGACUCCCGGAAGUCGUGACGCCGCGAUCGAGCUUGCGAAUCAAGCUGCCGCCGCGGUCGACGGAGAGACAAAAAGACGCCAACCGGUGGAUCGCAGAGGGUAAGGAUUCGUACGAGACGCAAUUAGAUAAACUUCUCGCCGUCGCCGAACGCGCUGGGUCGACAGCCGAGCGCGUGCGGGACGAAAUUAAUGACUUGGGCUUCCGCGUGGACAACUUAAAGUUGAAACCAGUCGCGCCUUGGGAGGAACGAGGGAGUUCGUGGGCGGGUGACAGACACUCAAAGAGCGCUCGCUCGGAGCGCUCGAGCAGUGCGGGGACGAUACUCAAUCCUAAGAAUAAAAAUUCGCGCGAGAUGCGCGUGAAGUUUGAAAAUGUGAGCAACAACGGCGAGGGAUCAACACCGACGUCGCCGGAAAAGCCACCGAAACUCGUCACGUCAGUCCUGCGCUCCGAUUUGCUCAAGUCAGUGGGUGAGAUGAGCACGAAUGAAAAGCUCGAACGACUCGGAUUGAAGACUGUUUUUGAAGACGAGGGUGGUGUGAGCGAUGACCACGCCUCUGCUGGUAGUCCGUUCCCGGUGCGACGCUCGCCCUCGACGCCGGCGACGAAUCGCCGCGUUUGGCACGAGCGCUCGCCGGCGCAAGCCAAAUCAAUUUACAGCGAUGAGGAUGACUAUGGGUUCGCCCCACCACCGAGCGUAGGGAGUCAUAGAGGAGACGCGAACGCGGUAGAGUCACCGAGGAAUUACGUCGAAAAGCUCAAAGCGCAGGCCAAAUUAGCACGCGCGGAGAGCGCGAAGACUUGGAAGCCCGGCGUCGGAGUCAAGUUUGGCGCGCAACUUUGA
Messenger RNA from Ostreococcus lucimarinus CCE9901, 1107 nucleotides. RefSeq lists its product with no specific name. Bases 1 to 1107 code for a protein of 368 amino acids. The record is from RefSeq and is a predicted model, not a curated record. NCBI's taxonomy places the organism in Eukaryota, Viridiplantae, Chlorophyta, Mamiellophyceae, Mamiellales, Bathycoccaceae. The transcript has a single exon.